AUGCCGUACUACAGUAGAAAACCUGCGCCCAUCUCGUUAGAGACGGCACUGGAGGAAGAACGCCGGGAGUUACUGCGGGAGUCGGGGGAAGGCAACCACACUAAUUCCUCUUGGUACCCACGCCGGAGCAUGCUGGACAUCGCUCCCAGUCCAGGCUUUGUCCCUCCCCGGCAUGGCUCCAUCGCCGGCAUUGGAGUGGGCGUGACUUCCCCCUCGGGCCGCAAUUAUCACCAUCACUACAAUUCUUAUCCCGCUUCCAAUACUACCACCACUACUACCUCUGCUCCCCGCCGCUCUUCGACCCCCACCACUUCCACUGCAUCAUCUCCCACCACUUCCUCUAAACCUCCUCCCCUCCCUCCCUCCUCGACCACUUCGUUGGUGGCUCCUCCGUUACCACCGGCACCGAGGAAAUCCUCCGUUCAGUCCGACAGCAGCGACAAGUCCGGAGGCCCCCAAGCCGCAACCACAACCACGCACAAAUCAGGCCCUAGCAUUCGCUGGGAUUCCUCUCUCGAUAUGCCUCCCAGCGCCCGUCGUGCCAGUCAAUCUCAGGAGAAGCCUCCGGCCGCUUCCUCCUCGAAUCGUCUGCCAAGCAUGGCCGCCGUGAUGUCAGGCCUCGACAUCAAGGUUGGGUUCCCGAGCUUUGUCAGAGGUCGGGACUCUGGCCGCAGUUCCUCAUCCCGAGGCAACUCGCUUGACUCGCGAACUCCGGCGCUCCGCUCGACCCGCUCCAGUUCGCCAAAGCGUCGCUGGCUGAGCCCCGGUUCACGCAAUCAGUCGGUCGACACCGCAAAGCCUAUACUUGAAAGUCCGAAGGAGAGCCCGAAUGAGAACCCGAUGGAAAAGCUGAAAGAGAUCCCGCCUCCACCAGCUCCUCAAUCCCCACCAGAGGCGGAUGCCAAUUCCUCGGCUCCCGGAGAGCAGCGGCUCGAAAAGGACCACUACGACAGCGAGAACAAUCCGAUCGAGACCAGUGACGAGGACGGUGACGAAAUGUCUUCCAGCGAUGAUGAGAGUCCGGAUCGCGAGUCGGAAGAGAACAAACGAGGGCGGAAAGAGACGGUCGACCAUGAACCUGCCAGGAUCGCUCCGCGCACGACAACAAAGACGGCUCCGGUAUUUCAACCCAGCAACAACUCCACAGGGAAGUCUGAGUUGAUCCACUCAGCCAAGACAGGCCCCGUCUCGAAGCCUGAUGUCCGCCCCCGAACGAGCUUCGACUCCGCCUCAGCGACCAACACCCCAUUCGGCUCGGAGGACGAGGCAGAGUUGUGCGACAUCAAACGCGCUCAGAAACUCAGCAUUGAAAUGUCUGCGAUCGAUAGCUCGGUGCACAACCGAUCAAUCCGGACGAUCAUCCGCGGCGACUAUCCCAGCAUACACGAAGAGGAAGGCGCUCGUCGCCGCCAGCGCAAGUAUCUGGUGACGACUGACCUCAGUGAGGAAUCGGUGUAUGCUCUGGAGUGGACAAUUGGUACCAUUCUGCGGGACGGCGAUACAAUGUUUGCGGUCUGUGCCAUGCACGACGAGACCGCUACUCCGGCAGCCGUGCAGAUUGGGGAUGGGGCCAAAGCCAUGCAGGAUGCUGCUGCGGUGGUCGGCUCGCAAACGGCCGAGACGGCGGCGAAAUCCCAGAAUGAUUCCAGCUCGCACCUCCCUCGAACCUUCUUCAAUCGCUUAGGGACCGGCACGGACAGCAAACCGGGCUCGGUCGAUGCACGAGGCAUGUCCAAGGCGGAAUCCGAGCGCGUGCGGGCGGUGGAGGUCAUUUCGCAGACGUGCGUGCGUCUCUUGCGAAAGACGCUACUGCAGGUGCGCGUGGCGGUGGAGGUGAUUCAUUGCAAGAGCCCGAAGCACAUGAUCACCGAAGCUAUUGAUGGAUUGGAUCCUACGCUGGUCAUUGUUGGGGCCAGAGGACGAAGUGCACUCAAAGGGGUGGUCCUCGGAUCGUUCUCGAAUUACCUGGUCAUGCAUUCAUCGGUACCGGUGAUGGUGGCCCGCAAGAAGCUGAAGAAACAAACCAAGAACAAAAAGAUGAACGUCCGUCUUUCCAACAAUCUAACGACGCCCAAGAAGCUAGCGUUGGCCAAAGUGGACUGAAUGACUGCAAUUUGACCUUUUCUCCAUGUGCUUUCUCCGUUCUUUGUUUUUGCACACGAUACCAUGACGGUUUGACGGCGGUUUGGCGU
This is a messenger RNA of Aspergillus aculeatinus CBS 121060, 2192 nucleotides long. RefSeq names its product universal stress protein family domain protein. The coding region runs from base 1 to 2103 and encodes 700 amino acids. The transcript has 6 exons. The record is from RefSeq and is a predicted model, not a curated record. Lineage: Eukaryota; Fungi; Ascomycota; Eurotiomycetes; Eurotiales; Aspergillaceae.